AUGAUCAGACGAAUGAUGGGCAAACCAAGAAGGUGUUCACAGAGUUGCUUUCUUCAAGAGGAACGCCAGUCUCUUGAUAAGAAAAGACAUGUUCUGCGAUUGUUACAGCAGCGGAAGAUAACAGACAUCAACACCCUCAAGGACUUUCCACUACCAGACCAGAUACCUAUGCAGUUAGUUAUUGGUACAAAGGUUACUGCAAGGAUCAGAAAACCAGAAAAUGGGCUCUACACGGGAGUGAUUGAUGCAGUGGAUACAUCAGACAACACAUACCGGAUAACAUUCGACCGUCAUGGCAUUGGUACACAUUCAAUCCCAGACUAUGAAGUUCUGUCUAGUGAAGUAGCAGAGAUAAUGCCAUUGUCAAGUUUUUCUCAAAAAUUCCGUCCACGCCCCCACUGGUUAGAACCAGGGAGUGUAGGAGCAGAUAGCCCUGCUCUCUCUCUUACCAACGACCCUAUCUUGGCCCAAUCUCCUCUCAAGUCGUCCAAGAUAUCCAUGGAUGAUACACUGGGAGGAUUCCCAGUCAGAUGCUUAGUACAGAUAGUGCAACUCUCUAAAAUACUUAGAGCAAAGCGGGAAAAGAUUGGUGCACUGAGAGAUAUGAAUGCGCAAGCUGAAAAGCAGCGCAGUUACAGCCAGGAGUUGAAUGUGGACUUCCAACGAAGAUAUGCAGCCUUAGUUUUAGACAUUGAAAAGCUAAACCGAGACCUGAACCAGCACCUUGUAGUAGUUCAGCAGUUUUGCCAGGAGAUUGCUCCAGAGCAAGGCUUGCCAGGGCCCACACUUCUCCCAGGCCAGAUCAGAGAGCGGUGCUAUGAAGAAGCGGCAACCAUUGUGGAUGUAACCAACCACUCAAGUGGGUCACCGCAGGUCAGCAGCCCAGCCAUUCUGGACCUGAUUACGAAGCUCACUUCUCUUAUGCUGCAAAUGAAGAACCUGACGGAAACUGAAGUCAGUGCCUAUGAACUGACGUCGCUACAAGAGACUCUAAACGAAAUUCGCAGUUCUCUAGAUGAGUCAAACAGGGUGGCCUUCCAGAACAACAUUGAAGUCCAUCUGACUCACAUUAUGUCUGCUGUCUCUCAAAUGGGAACCCUUCAGGCCUUCAACAGUCACAAUGGUACCUCUGUGUAAGAGAUUGAUUGGCCUUGGCACAGUGGUGUGUCAUUUUAGACUGUUGAUUGGGACCUGUGACUUUCUCUUCUUUAAUUAUCAUUUGUCAUAUUUUUUGCAAUUUCCUUAAGUAAGGUGCACGAUCUCGUCAUGACUGCUCAUAAACUUGUACAUUUUUACAUACAUAACGUACCUUGGUCAUAGUGUUGACAGACCCAUGUAUUCCAGUUAUCAAAUGGGACAGACACUUUCUUAGGUAUGGUUCUGAAAUAAUGAGGGCUAGGAACUGCUCACUCUUAGGACCCUUGAGUCCAUAAUCUGUAUUUUUGUCAUAUAUUAGGAUUAUUGUUAUGCAGAUUGAAUAAUUUUUAUUUAUUCUUUGUUUUUUUGUUGUAUAGAUACUGUCAUAUAUCUGUACAGGCCUUGUGAAUUCAGUGAUGUAGGUUAAUAACCAUAUAUUUACAGAUAAGCUGUUCAUCACUGAGAGGAA
Molecule: messenger RNA, 1606 nt
Organism: Penaeus vannamei (Pacific white shrimp)
Lineage: Eukaryota; Metazoa; Arthropoda; Malacostraca; Decapoda; Penaeidae
Source: RefSeq, a predicted model, not a curated record